Messenger RNA from Asparagus officinalis (garden asparagus), 752 nucleotides. Its product is annotated as AT-hook motif nuclear-localized protein 23-like. Gene Ontology annotation, molecular function: DNA-binding transcription factor activity; minor groove of adenine-thymine-rich DNA binding. The record is from RefSeq and is a predicted model, not a curated record. Lineage: Eukaryota; Viridiplantae; Streptophyta; Magnoliopsida; Asparagales; Asparagaceae. Gene Ontology annotation, cellular component: nucleus.
CUACUUUUUUUUUCCUUCAAAAUUUUCUCUUAUUUAUUCUACUCUUUCCACUCCCCUCAAUCACAUAAAAUAAAAGAGAGGAAAAAAAAAUAAUAAUAAUAAAACAAUCCACCAAUCCCAAUUUUUUCUUAAUUUUUUUCUCUUUCUCCCCCUUUUUUCCCCCCAUAUAAUUACUCUACCUAUUGGAUGCUGAUAUGGCCGGGCUAGAUCUGGGCACCUCCCGGUACGUUCACCGCCAACUCCACGACCUCCACCUUCAAACCCUAACUGGCGCCGGCGACAUCGUUAGCCGCACCGCGCCGCGCGGCAGGCCUGCGGGCUCCAAGAACAAGCCCAAGCCGCCCGUCAUCAUCACCGAGAGAGAGAGCGCCAACACCCUCCGGGCACCAAAUCCUCGAAGUCGGCAGCGGCUCGACGUCUUCGCGAAGCUGCAUCUCCACCGUACGCCCGCCCGCCAGCGCGGCGUCGCGUGCUCAGGCGUCGAGCAGCGGGAACCCCUGACGGUGUUUUGGGCGGGAGGGCAGGGGCAGGUGGUGGGGGGGAGUGUGGUCGGGGCGCUGAUCGCGGCGGGCCCCGUGAUCGUGAUCGCGUCGUCGUUUACGAACGUGGCCUACGAGAGGCUGCCGCUGGAGGAGGAGGAGGCGGCGGCGGUGGGGCGCGGCGAGGGGGAUGGGGAUGGGGCCGCCCCGCGGUGUCGGGGAGCGGAGGCGGGACUCGCCGGCCGACCCGUCAUCGGGGCUGCCGUUCUUUAA